AUGGCCGCCUCUCAGCGUCGUGCCGUGGUAGCCGAUGGCUAUGAGUCGCCCACUGAAGAGAACCAGCCGUGCUUCUUCUUUGGCGCGACUCCCACGGCGUCGGGGACGACCACGCCCGCCAGGAAAUCAUUAUCAGCUCCAAUUCCUGCAGCAGCUUUAUUUGCACAGGGCGCCUCUCGGCGUUCGCAGCAUCUUGCUCUCCAUCCCUCGGGUCGAGAUAUAAGCCCCGAUGCAGCCCAGCUUUCCCAUACCCCACCAAAUCUUGAUACCGUCAUUCUGGAUAAAGAGAAUCAGGCUAUGCCUCGCCGCGUAGGUCUGCGGGACCGCAUUGCCUGCUAUCAAUGGACUUUCUUCACUAUGACAAUGGCUACCGGAGGAGUGUCUAGUGUACUUCAUGGACUGGUUUACAGACCGGAAUGGGUAAACGGGUUUGGCAUCUUCUUCUGCCUGCUCAACAUUGUGUUUUUCCUUGCCAACUGUGUCUUUCUGUCUAUGCGAUUCUAUCUGCGGCCUGGAAGCCUUACUAAAUCCUUUACGGAUCAAGUUGAAUCUCUAUUUAUUCCUGCCUUUCUUAUUGCAGUCAUCCUUACCAAUGUCUGCCAGUACGGCGUUCCACAUUGUGGUGUCUGGCUCAUUAAGACAUUACAAGUCCUAUUCUGGAUAUACACUGGGCUGAGCGCCAUUGCUAGUGCUGGGUUAUAUCUCAUCCUUUGGUCAACGCUAGUAUUUCCGAUUCACAUGAUGACCCCUACUUGGGUAUUUCCUGCAUACCCCCUCAUGCUCACGGCACCGUUUGCCAGCAAUCUCAUCGCAGCAGCUUCUGACACUGGCCAUAUUGACGUGUUAUAUGCUCCCGCUAUUGCUUUCUCGGCCGUUUCCACACAAGGCACAGGCUGCUUAAUUUCUCUCAUGAUAUCUGCCGCCUUCAUCUAUAGAUUAAUGACCCAGAAAUUGCCCAGAGACUUUCAGCGACCUGGUGUUUUCAUUUCUAUUGGGCCUUAUGCCUUCACAGCGGGAUCAAUCGCACAGCUUGGUAGCGAAGCCAAUGUCAUCCUUCCGUCGAAUUUCCUCGGCACAGAGAAUAGUGUCGAUAUUGUGAAAAUAAUUGCUUUGCUUGUUGCCCUUUGGUUCUGGGGCCUUUCCAUGUGGUUCUUCCUGGUAUCUGUUGGAUCACUUUGGAAGUACUUACGGGCGCGGAAGGGCAUGCCAUUCCAGAUGACCUGGUGGUCGUUUGUGUUUCCAAACACUGCUCUUGUUACGGCGACCGAAAUCAUGGGAGACAUCUUUGAGAACAGAGGACUGCAGCUUUUUGGGUGUGCCAUGACGAUUGCUCUUAUUAUCGUUUGGAUUAUCGUCUUCUUGGCAAUGGUUACUUGUCUCAAGCAGAAGAAACUGCUCUGGCCGAAAUCAAGCUCCUAA
Messenger RNA from Trichoderma asperellum CBS 433.97, 1419 nucleotides. The record is from RefSeq and is a predicted model, not a curated record. Lineage: Eukaryota; Fungi; Ascomycota; Sordariomycetes; Hypocreales; Hypocreaceae.